CCCCACCCAGCAACGUCGUCAUCUUCAGUUUGCCAGCCGCAGCAGCCCGUCGUCAACAUAAAGAAGAGGCAUUUUUUCGCUCUUGAAUUGUUUUUUUUUUUGUUUUAUUCCUCCAGAGGCAUUCCGAUUUUAUCACGCCACAGCCAGCAGACAGACGAAGGCUCUCCGCACGCAAUUCUUAUCAGCCGGUUGCAUUUCGUUUCGAUUUUCAGUGUUUUGCCAUCCAUCCGGAACAAUGUCGGAGGCCCAGAUCUGUGACAUCAGCCCGGAGGCCAAGGAGGAGAUAAGCAAGUUUCGGUUCCGGCGGAAUGCCACCAACACGGCCCUAAUUUUGAAAAUUGACCGCGAAAAGCAGCUGGUUACGGUGGACGAACUGCUCGAGGACACCCCGCUGGAGGAUCUGCAGGAGCAGCUGCCGAGCCACCAGCCGCGGUACAUCAUCUACAGCUACAAGAUGCUGCACGACGACGCGCGCGUCUCCUAUCCAAUGUGUUUCAUCUUCUACACCCCACGGGACUCCCAGAUGGAGCUGUGCAUGCUGUACGCCAAAACGCGGAUGGCGCUGCAACGCGAGGCCGACCUCACGCGCUACUACGAGAUUCGCGAGCUGGACGAAAUGACCGAGGACUGGCUGAAGGAAAAGUUGAGAUAAGCGUUUGAUAACCGUUUCAUAUAUUCAGAGAGCCAAACGUUUCGCCAAGUAGAGAGACUGUAGAAUUUUAGCGCUUUGCCCGUUUUCGCUUCCGGAAGUUUAGAAAGGCUUUUAUGUUGGACGAGAUAGAGAACUUUGUCACUAUGCUGUACAAAGUGCAGCCUAUUUUCGGGAAUUUACAACAAGCUGGAAUUAAGAUUGAACUAUAUUUGAUUUUAUUUUGCUGAAAAAUAUAAACGUAGAAAGAUCACAUCAUGACCAACUAAAAUGUGAUGUGUGCAUUUCCUAUUUUAAGAUUCUUUUAUUCGAAAAAAAACUGUCAGCAUUAUCCCUUUUAAAGACACUAGAGCUUAAGAUGAAAUCGAAACUAGAAUUGUAAGAGUCGAACGAUAUCUAAAGUACCAUUACUACCUAAAUACUAAAGUAAGCAAUAAACACACCUCGACGAGUUUGGAGAGCCUACAAUUGGUCCAAAGGCGCGCACGUUCCCACGCAUACACACAAUAACUGUAAAAUUCCAAAGAAACUGUUUUGCUUUCCUAAAGUAAUUGUUUUACCUUGCGAUUCGCGUUACGAGAGCAUAAAUCGAGUCCGCCCCUCGAUUCUUGCGUCAAUUUUGCUGUUUCAGAGCAACAGGUCCAUAAAAGAAGCUAAACUACACUCAUUUAUUUGUCCCCGCGGCCAAGAGAGCAAGUUGUGGGUGAGUGGUGAUGACCACCACGACGCCAACGACGAGUUGAGACAUUCGACUGGCAGUCAAGGAAUUUGCAGGAUCAUGAGCCAUAAGCUGGA
Messenger RNA from Culex pipiens pallens (northern house mosquito), 1444 nucleotides. RefSeq names its product glia maturation factor gamma (gene GMF). The record is from RefSeq and is a predicted model, not a curated record. Gene Ontology annotation, cellular component: actin cortical patch. Gene Ontology annotation, biological process: negative regulation of Arp2/3 complex-mediated actin nucleation; actin filament debranching. Gene Ontology annotation, molecular function: actin binding; Arp2/3 complex binding. NCBI's taxonomy places the organism in Eukaryota, Metazoa, Arthropoda, Insecta, Diptera, Culicidae. The transcript has 3 exons. The coding region runs from base 236 to 652 and encodes 138 amino acids.